AACUGGUGUUUGGGGUUCUUGAUUUAUGGGCUUUCAUCAUAUCAAUUCAAAAGUGGGUGCUGGCUCUGCUCGUCGAUCUAAUUCUCGGCUGCGAAGACACCUCCAAGCUAUGAAGAGUAGAAAGAUUUUUGGAAUAUCUCUUUCCAUCCUUCUUAUAAAUUUGGCUGCUAUUAUGGAGCGCGCUGAUGAAAAUCUUCUCCCAUCUGUUUACAAAGAAGUCAGUGAAGCUUUCAGUGCUGGACCAUCUGAUCUGGGAUAUCUCACAUUCAUCAGAAACUUUGUGCAGGGCCUGUCAUCUCCUUUGGCAGGUGUACUGGUAAUUAAACAUGACCGCCCCACUGUUCUUGCGAUUGGAACUUUGUGUUGGGCGUUAUCAACUGCUGCAGUGGGUGCAAGCCAGCAUUUUCUGCAGGUUGCAUUAUGGAGAGCGGUGAACGGGUUUGGAUUGGCAAUUGUAAUACCGGCACUCCAGUCUUUUAUUGCUGAUAGUUAUACCGAUGGUGUGAGGGGGGCAGGGUUUGGUUUUUUAAGCCUUGUUGGUUCUUUAGGUGGCAUAGGAGGCGGUGUUCUAGCCACCAUAAUGGCUGGUCACCAGUUCGGUGGCACGCCUGGUUGGCGCUGUGCAUUCAUUCUGAUGGCAGCAGUGAGUGCAUUGAUUGGGUUCCUAGUCUUUUUAUUUGUCAUUGAUCCUCGGAAAACAGUUGGCAUGAGCCAUGAAUCUGGCAAAAAUUUUGAUAGGGAUGAAUUGAUAGAGAAGGGAAAUGCAAGUGCCUCAUCCGUUUGGCUUGAGUCUUGGGCAGCCACCAAGGCUGUCAUAAAAGUGCCUACAUUUCAGAUCAUUGUGUUGCAGGGUCUUGUCGGUUCACUUCCAUGGACUGCAAUGGUGUUCUUUACCAUGUGGUUUGAACUUAUUGGUUUUGAUCAUAAAUCCACAGCAGCUCUUCUGAGUUUUUUUGCCAUCGGAUGUGCAAUGGGUUCCUUUGUUGGUGGGUUAAUAGCAGACAGACUGACACAAAUAUAUCCCCAUUCUGCCCGUAUCAUGUGUGCACAGUUCAGUGCCUUCAUGGGCAUCCCAUUCUCAUGGUUCCUCCUAAAAGUGAUCCCACAAUCAGUUAGCAGCUACUCCACCUUUGCAGUAACUCUCUUCUUAAUGGGCUUAACCAUCAGCUGGAAUGGUACUGCUGCAAAUGGUCCCAUGUUUGCUGAGGUAGUGCCUGCUAAACAUCGGACCAUGAUCUAUGCAUUCGACCGUGCUUUCGAAGGAUCCUUCUCUUCUGUUGCUGCUCCGUUGGUAGGGAUUCUUUCAGAAAGGAUGUUUGGUUAUGAUUCAACAUCCAUAGAUCCAAAUAAAGGUUCCCCUCGCGAGGCUUUGGCAUUGUCUAGAGGCCUCCUCUCCAUGAUGGCAGUUCCAUUCGGUUUGUGUUGUUUGUUUUACACACCAUUAUACAAAUUUUUUUGGCGAGACCGUGAGAAUGCUAGGAUGAUGAGUUCGAAAGAGGAAGAAAUGAUUUGAGCCUUGUCUUUUUACGAGAAUAUUUCUUCCGACUUUAAAUUUAGAACAU
Molecule: messenger RNA, 1562 nt
Organism: Rubroshorea leprosula
Lineage: Eukaryota; Viridiplantae; Streptophyta; Magnoliopsida; Malvales; Dipterocarpaceae
Source: the annotation of a GenBank genome assembly